Messenger RNA from Ilex paraguariensis (yerba mate), 903 nucleotides. Lineage: Eukaryota; Viridiplantae; Streptophyta; Magnoliopsida; Aquifoliales; Aquifoliaceae. The record is from the annotation of a GenBank genome assembly.
AUGUGUGGACAACAAAGAAGACAGUGCUCUACGACAAGGAAAGCUUGUGCAUAUCAAGUUGUAUAUCUUUCCAGUAAUACUUCGUCUACUGGGAUCUUGGUAGAGGAUACGUUGCACUUAAUCACAGAUGAUAGCCCAUUAAAAGAUGUUGAUGCACAGAUUACACUUGGCUGUGGAAUAAUUCAAACUGGCACAUUUUUGGAAGGUGCAGCUCCCAAUGGUCUGUUUGGGCUUGGUAUGGAUGCUAUAUCUGUUCCUAGUGUUUUAGCAAGUCGAGGACUUGCUGCAAAUUCUUUCUCUAUGUGUUUUGGGCCUGAUGGACUGGGGAGGAUCGUUUUUGGAGAUAAAGGCUCCUCAGACCAAGGAGAAACACCAUUCAAUAUUGACAAGUUACAUCCAACGUACAGUAUCAGCGUGACACAAAUAACCGUGCUGAAAAAUGUCACUGAUCUCAAUUUCAAUGCAAUCUUUGACUCUGGCACCUCGUUUACUUACAUGAACGACCCAGUUUAUACGGUUAUAUCAGAGAAAUUCAAUUCUGCAACCAAAGACAAACGCCAUCCACCUGAUUCCAGUCUUCCUUUUGAAUAUUGCUAUGACUUAAGUGCAAAUCAAACUACGAUUUCGGUUCCUGAUGUCAAUCUAACUAUGGAAGGUGGAACCCAAUUCUACAUUACCGAUCCAAUAAUAGUAACUAGUGUUCAGGGCGGUGGAUAUGUAUAUUGUUUGGGUGUUGUCAAAAGUGAGGACAUAAAUAUCAUUGGACAGAACUUUAUGACCGGUUACCGUAUAGUUUUUGAUCGUGAGAAGAUGGUUUUGGGUUGGAAGGCUUCUGACUGUUAUGACGCCAGAACUUCCAAUACUCUACCGGUAAGCCCAUGAAGCUCCCCUGCAGGUCUUCCC